Messenger RNA from Sitodiplosis mosellana (orange wheat blossom midge), 535 nucleotides. It is a transcript of the gene Sf3b5, whose product is annotated as splicing factor 3B subunit 5. Bases 184 to 441 code for a protein of 85 amino acids. Gene Ontology annotation, biological process: mRNA splicing, via spliceosome. Gene Ontology annotation, cellular component: U2 snRNP; precatalytic spliceosome. The transcript has a single exon. Lineage: Eukaryota; Metazoa; Arthropoda; Insecta; Diptera; Cecidomyiidae. The record is from RefSeq and is a predicted model, not a curated record.
GGCAGAUCACCACAAUAGCAUUUGGCAUUUAGAGCAAGUUGUAUUUACAAAGCUUGGACUUUGCCGUAAACAGCUCUUGUUUCCCUCAAUAAAACACAGUUCAUUUUGAUUUUCGUAAUUGAUUCAGUUCAAAGAGGAAAUUCCAAGCAAAUCAUCGAAAAAUCCAUAAAAUUCCAAGCAACGAUGGGUGACCGAUACAAUAUUCACAGCCAACUCGAGCAUUUGCAAAGCAAAUACAUUGGAACGGGACAUGCCGACACCACCAAAUACGAAUGGUUAACCAAUCAGCAUCGUGACUCGUUGGCUAGUUACUUGGGCCACAGUGAUUUGCUCAGCCUUUUCGCAAUCGCCGAAAAUGAAACCAAAGCUCGUGUCCGAUUCAAUUUGAUGGAACGAAUGCUACAACCAUGCGGACCACCACCAGAGAAGGCCGAAGAAUAAACACGUCAACCGUAAACGAUUCGAUAAACAAAUUUCAAUUUGUAAGAAAUGACAAAAAGAUCCAAUAAAAUUAAGACAGUCUUAAGAAAAUUAA